Molecule: messenger RNA, 536 nt
Organism: Galleria mellonella (greater wax moth)
Lineage: Eukaryota; Metazoa; Arthropoda; Insecta; Lepidoptera; Pyralidae
Product: general odorant-binding protein 69a
Exons: 1
Coding region: 1-414 (137 amino acids)
Biological process (GO): sensory perception of smell
Molecular function (GO): odorant binding
Source: RefSeq, a predicted model, not a curated record
AUGGAAGCCCGAGCGGCCGUAAGGUGCGCCCUGGUGGGACUGCUGCUGGCGCUGGGGGUGACGGCCAUCGACGACGAUAUGGCCGAGCUCAUCAAGAUGGUGCACGACAGUUGCGGGGAAGAAACCGGCGUAGACUUCGGCCUGGUGGACAAAGUGAACGCGGGCGCCGACCUCAUGCCCGACCCUAAACUCAAGUGCUACAUUAAAUGCUUGAUGGUGACAGGCGGGAUGAUGAGUGACGGAGAGGUAGACAUAGAUGCGGUGCUAACGCUGCUGCCCGAAAAUAUCGGUAAGAAGAAUGAGCCGCUGCUACGAGGCUGUGGCACAAAGAAGGGUGCCGAUGACUGUGACACUGCAUUCCUCACGCAAGUAUGUUGGCAGAAUGCCAACAAAGCAGACUAUUUUCUUAUAUAGAUUCAAAGGAAAUAAUUUUUAAUGUUUAAUUUUUUCAGUUAAUUUUAAUUGUAUAAUCAUUGUUUGUGUUGUGACUUCUUGAUGGAACUUUAUUAUAUUGAUUAUAUAUUACUUAAAAACUU